Stylophora pistillata is the source of this 2399-nucleotide messenger RNA. Its product is annotated as E3 ubiquitin-protein ligase rnf213-alpha-like. Lineage: Eukaryota; Metazoa; Cnidaria; Anthozoa; Scleractinia; Pocilloporidae. The record is from RefSeq and is a predicted model, not a curated record.
ACCAGCUCCAGAAGGUGAACAGUAUGGUUCAAAUAAACUCCUCGUCUAUCCAACCAACGGAUUCGAUACAGUCUCCUAACAAGGACCUCGAUGCAGAUCCUAACCUUCAGGUCGAAUCGCUAAGUGAAGGCAAAAUUGGGUCAUUUGAAAAUAACCAGGUCCCUGAAUGUGAAACAAUUUCCCCUGACCAAGGCCAGGAACAUACCAGUGGCUCAGUUGAUACUUUAAGUGAACAAAACUCUGCUGGAGCAGUGAGAAGUCCCGUUGUUCAUGUGGAAAGCGGACAUACUCCUCUUAAUUUCUCUGGUGAUCGAGUAGAAAUAGAAAUGAAAAAUGGCGUAGGACUAUCUACCGUACAUGACAUGGAAAUUGGUACUAAACCAGAAGAAAGCGAAAGAAAUGUCCGAAUGAAUUUGAGAGAAGGUGGAAAUGGGUAUCAGGAAACUGGAAACCAACGAUUGAAAAGUAAAGGAAAACUGUGUAAAGAAGAGCAUCGAAACACAGACGAAAGUGAGGAUGAAAGCACCACAGCACAAAGACCUUUAUUACAAGAGCGUAUUUUAACCCUAAAACAAGUUGCACCAGAAGCUGGCGUUACCGUGGUCUUCUAUGUUCUGCUCGCAUCAAAUUUUAAAAUGACUGAUGAGAGACUCUUUAUACGAGCAGCUGGGAAUGAUUUGGGUGACUUUCAAGAGAACUGUGUCGACAUGUUUCUAGUGGACAUCUUCUGGAGCAAGGACAGAGAAAGACUUAUGCUUUUUCGCGGGGAGUUCACUUUAUCUCUCGAUCGAACUCGUAGAGGCGUUUCCUACAAAUACGUGGUGGUCAAAAAGGGAAAUCUUCAUUGGGAACAAUUACCAGAAUUUUCCUACUAUGGUAGUAUUGUCAACAGGGUCGUACUAAUUCCUGAAAACUGUAUUGAACCAGGCGUAACGUGGGAACAAGUUGACGGAGUAGCAUACGUUUACGGAGACAAGAGCAUGUUUUCCAAAGUAGUAGAUUAUUUAUCCGGAAAGGAUAACACAGCUGAAUAUCGAGCAAAGGCACUGCUGUGUUUCCGACCAAAUUGGAAGGGUUUCCUUGUGGAUGAAACCCCCGUGAGAAUGGAUGCCACAGAAGCGGUGAAGCGCCUUAUUCAUGUCGUGGAUUGUCUUUCAUAUGUUUCGAUAGAAGAACAAGGUUACUUUAAGAAUAAAAGGCCUACCAAUUUUAAUGUCCAAAAGGUGUUAUGGGACCUUCUGAAACCCAAGAUGGAGGACAACGUUUCCACCUUGGAAAAAUUUCAAGAUGGAUCAAGUAACCACGUGUCUGCGGUAGUUUCAUCUCUAGCUAUCCUUCUUAUGGUGGAUAAGUAUGCAAUAAAGCUGAAAAGAGAGGAAAUCAACACAAUUCUUAGAUGCCUAGCCCUACAAGCCGAUGCAGCUGAACAAAAGUGUUCAGCUUAUGAAGCAGUGCUCACUGAGUUUGACGCCGAGCUCAGACAAUAUGCUCUCUGCACCAUUGGAAGAUUUUGUAAUGAUUCAAUGAAGCAAGCUUCCAAUCCUGAGUGGCUUUUGGCCAUGCCGCUGCUACAUUUCUUGCGUGGAGACUCAAAGCCUUUCGAGGAACCUGAUGUCGGAGAAUUUCCGGAAACCUUGGAUUGGUGGGGAGCUCGGGGACUAGCAAUAAAGGAGUUUCAGUGGUCUGAGAAACAGGUUUAUACAGAUGUUUGGCCUCGUCUUGUCGCAGCUUUCCAAGUUGAUCUUUUGCUGAAAAGAACCGUUCUCCGCGCACUCCCUUUUUGGGCUCUGCUUAACCUUAUCCCAGAUAGAAUGUUUGACGUUUCCGACGUUUGCGUUGCUUUGGUCACGUCGUUUCCUCGUGGAAAUUUGAACAAUGAAAAGAAAAUCUUUAUCGAAAAGUGCAUUCUAUCUCUGAACAAUAUUCUGGAGGGUGCAAGCGAAACAAUCAGUUCCAACAUGAAGAUUAUGAAGUUCAGAGUUUCUGCAAGUUUGGAGCUGGUCAAUGUUUGCCUCGACAGUCUCCGUUACCGAGAGGGUAUUAAAUUGAUUUGCCAUGCAAUUAAGCUGCUAUUUACAGGCAUGCAACAGUGUCAACAUGCUAUUGAAGAAAGUCAAACUGAGAACAUAGACAAGCUUCAAGAAAUAGAAACUCUCAAAAAAGACCACCUGGAUGAACUUUGGGUGAAGCUCAAAAGUUAUCUGGAAUCAAAACUUGACUGGAAGAUGCCCGACAACUACCAAAAUGAAGCUCUUCCAAGGGAACUUGAGGUUUGGAGUAUGUUGCUUAAAGUCACAGAUGGCACUCAAGGAUUUGAAGGGUACCGGAAGUACUUGACAGAGCAUUUCAUGGAGCGCGCAAAAAAGCCUAACCUAAAACUAGGAGAAAAAAUAACAUAA